AUGGAAGUCCCAACAAAGCCUUCUUCUUGUAUCUCCAAGUGGCAAUGCUCUUCAACUAAAAGCAAAAUUGUUCAAAACUUCAAUCCUAUAUGCCAAGCUGUCCAAAAACUAACUCUCAAAGGAAAGUUUGUGAUCACCUUGAAUCAAAAGAAAUCAAUACCUGGAAAAUUCAUUUCUGUUCAGAUUUAUAGCGGCACAGAAGUCGAUCCUAAUACCGGUAAAGGAUGGUUGAGUGAAAAAGCAUAUUUUAAAGAAUGUGGUAGCAAGAAACAUCACCAUGAUGAAGUUGAUGAUACACAAAUCAAGAUUAAGACAUAUAAGAUUAAGCUACAUGUUGAUGCGAAUUUUGGAAUUCCGAGAGCUUUUGUGAUUCAAAACAAAAACAGCAAGAAAUUCUAUCUUCUUUCUGCAUCUAUUGAAACUUGUACCAAUAGAAUCAUUCACUUUGAUUGCAAUUCUUGGAUUUAUCCAAUCAAGAAGACUAAAUUCGAUAGACUUUUUUUCUCAAAUAGAUGCUAUGUUCCGAGUCAAACACCUAGAGCUUUGUUGGAACUAAGAAAUGAAGAGCUUGAUCAAUUGAGAGGUGAUGGAAUGGGAGAAAGAAAAGAAUGGGAUAGAAUCUAUGACUAUGACUACUACAACGUUCUCGGCGAUCCUGAUAAAGGUUCGGAGCAUUUUAGACCUGUCUUGGGAGGUUCGAGGUUAUAUCCAUAUCCACGUCGAGUUAGAACAGGUCGAAAAAGUAGUUCAACAAAUUUUGACAUAUAUGUUCCUUCAGAUGAGAUGUUUACCCCUAACAAAUUGAAGGAGCUCAAGUCAAAUUCUAUCCAAGCCAUAGUACAAUUACUACCUUCAAAGACGGAAUCGUUACAUCAACAAAGUUCGAGAAACGUUGAAUCAUUUGAAGAGAUACUUAACAUGCUCUCUAGCAAUAGAAACCAAACAAUAGAGGGAUGGAUCAGAGACAACUUAAAGAAAUUGGUGCCAAAUGAGGACUUAAAGGAAAUAACUCAUGCAAUCAAGGAAAACCAGAUGCAUGUUCCUAUCCCUCAAAACAUACAUGAAAAUGAAUGGGCUUGGAGUGAUGACAUGGAAUUUGGACGACAAAUGCUUGCAGGAACACACCCUGUCAGAAUCCAGUGCUUGAUGACAUAUCCACCUCAAAACAAAUAUGGAGUACAAAGUUCAAUAAAACAAUCAACCAUAGAACAGAUGCUUGAAGGAUGGACACUUCCUCAGGCUUUGGAACAAGGAAGAAUAUUCAUGUUGGAUCACCAUGACUAUCUCAUGCCAUAUUUGAACAGAAUAAAUGCAAAUGGGGUAUGUGCUUAUGCAUCAAGGACACUUCUUUUUUUAAGGAGUGAUGGCAUGCUUAAGCCACUGACCAUAGAACUCAGCUUACCAGGCUCUUCUCUAGCUCUUGAAAUCCAUAGAAUUUUUCUUCCAUCAAAGCAAGGGACACAAGCAGCACUCUGGCAACUUGCCAAAGCUCAUGUUUUAGCUAAUGAUACUUUUUACCAUCUACUAGUUAGCCAUUGGUUAUACACACAUGCAGUUGUUGAACCAUUUAUCCUUGCUACCAAAAGAAGGCUAAGUGUAAUGCAUCCAAUCCAUAAGAUAUUGAACCCUCAUUUCAAAGACACCAUGCACAUAAAUGCCUUGACUAGACAUACCCUUAUCAACUCUGGAGGAAUUCUUGAGAAAAUAUUAUUUCCCGGCGAAACCUGUAUGCAAAUAACAUGUGAUCACUAUAAAGAUUGGAAAUUUAUCGAACAAGGACUUCCUUCUGAUCUUCUCAAAAGGGGCAUGGCUGUAGAAAGCCUAGAUGAGAACAACCCAAAUGGGAUUCAACUUCUCAUGUUGGACUAUCCCUAUGCCAUUGAUGGACUUGAAAUAUGGGCUGCCAUAAAAUCAUGGGUCAAUGACUUCUGCUCAUUCUUCUACAAAGACAAUGACUCCAUCGUAGCUGAUGUAGAACUCCAAGCAUGGUGGUCAGAGAUUCGAUCUAUUGGCCACGGCGACAAGCACAACGACACAUGGUGGUACCAAAUGACAACACUCUCAAAUCUUGUAGAAGCAAUAACAACUCUCAUAUGGAUUGCUUCGGCACGCCAUGCAGUUAUAAACCACCAAAAACAUUCUCAUAAUGAUAAUUCUCCCACACUAUGCAGGAAAUUUGUCCCAGUAGAAGGAACGGUUGAAUUUGGUGAGUUCCUUAAGGAUCCUGAUAAGUUCUUCAUGAAGAUGUUACCUGAUAGGUUUGAGACGAGCCUUGGUUUGGCAUUGGUAGAUUUGCUCUCAAAAAAUGCUUACGAUGAAAUGUACUUGUUGAGAUGUCAACCAUCACAUGGUUGGAUAGAUAAUGAAAUCGUUCAGAAUAGAUUUGCUGAGUUCAAAGAAGAACUUAAGGAGAUUCAAAUAAGGAUCUUGCAAAGAAAUAAAGAUCCUAAGCUCAAGAAUAGGCGCGUCCCUGCAAAAAUUGAUCAUAACAUUUUGUAUCCCAAGAUGCCUAGUUCUGGAUCAAGAAGAUGGAAUCAUGGGAAGAGGAGUGUCUUAUAA
Messenger RNA from Vicia faba (fava bean), 2559 nucleotides. The record is from the annotation of a GenBank genome assembly. NCBI's taxonomy places the organism in Eukaryota, Viridiplantae, Streptophyta, Magnoliopsida, Fabales, Fabaceae.